GGUCUCCAGUCAACUCUCAGGUCUGCAGCAGUGCGCAUGCGCUAGAGAUGCAUCGCUGCGGUCACCUGCUGCUGCUGCAGACAGACAGACACGACCUACAGUUUUGGCCCAAGUAUCUGCAGAAACCUGCACUCCAGCUGUCCACAGACAGGACAGCGUCUGGCGUAAACGGCAGGGUCUAUAUUUAAAAAAAUAAAUAAACAGUGCAGUUCGGAUGUGAUGCUGGAGGAACAGGCUGUGGAGCACUGAGCCUCCCGAUGGCUGUGAGCACCAUGGACUCCGAGUCGGCCCGGACACCUCAGCCUCAGGCUGCCCUGACUAAAGGAGGCCGCUCCCUGCUCCCUGCUGGAGCUCUGACUGCCAGGCUGGGCACUCAAGGGAAGCACUAUGUCUGCGGCUCCAUAGCAGCGUUUACCAACAUCAUGGUGACUUUCCCAAUCCAGAAAGUGCUGUUCCGCCAACAGCUGCACGGCGUGUUGGCCACUGAGGCGGUGCGGCAGCUCCAGAGGGAUGGGCUAAGGAAUCUUUACCGGGGCCUGCUGCCUCCACUGCUCCAAAAGAGCACUACAGUGGCCAUCAUGUUUGGCUUGUACGAGGACUUCUCUCGAGUCUUACUAGACCGGGCCAGUGGCAGCGGUGUCCCAGAGCUGGUCACACGAAGCUUUGCCGCUGCAUUGGCAGGAACUACAGAGGCCAUCCUGACACCAUUUGAGCGUGUGCAGACUCUACUACAAGACCAUCGGCACCACGGGCGCUUUAAUAACACAGUCCACACCUUUCGGACACUUCUGUCAGAGUAUGGCGUCAGAGAGUGCUACCGUGGCCUGGUACCCAUACUUCUCCGUAAUGGCCCGAGUAAUGUGCUCUUCUUUGGGCUACGUGGGCCCAUCAAGGAGCAGCUCCCAGAAGUCACUAGCAGGGCAGGUCAUGUGGUUAAUGAUUUUGUAUGUGGAGGGUUGUUGGGGGCAGCCCUUGGCAUCAUGUUCUAUCCAUUAAAUGUGGUCAAGUCCCGGGCCCAGUCUCAGGUCGGUGGAGCCUUUCAGCCUUGCAGGGAGGUGCUGCUAACAGUGUGGAGAGAAAGGGGUGGCAGUGUGGCCAUGCUCUUCAGAGGGGCCACCCUCAACUACCACCGUUCACUCCUCUCCUGGGGGAUCAUCAAUGCCACCUACGAGCUGCUGCUGAAGCUUGUGUAAGGGGGAAUGGAGACAGAGAAACGAAGAACUAGAGAGGAAGAGAAAGCAUUUAAAGGGAAAAGCCUGUAUGGAGUGAUGGAGCCAGUUUGUUGAAAAGAAAGGAAAAUGUUAAGUCCAUGUACUUGCUGUUGAGCGCUAUUUUUGGGACACUGGAGUUUCCACGACUGAAAGACAGCAGUGAAGUUGCACUUCUGACAGGGGCCAACAGUGUGAGACAACCCACCUGCCACAUGCCAUGACUAUUAAGUGUCGUCAAAGUAUUAAACACAAGACACACGCUUUAGCUUAUUUACAACUUGUGCCAGGGUCCAAUUGAAAUGCCCUGUUUGCUCUCUGUACAAAAAUGUUGUGGAGCAAACUGAACUCCAGCGCUUCUUUCUUCUUUUUUUUCCAAGCAAAGGUUACUUGACUGAAUUAAUUUUGUCCGUUCAUGCUGUGUGCUGUGGUGCUUUGUAGACAACACCUGCCUGUUUGUGUGACCAAGAGCAAUUCCUCUGUGAGGCCGUAUUCUGCCACUUAACUGAAAUGCUUUUGUACUUUUGACCAUUAAAAUUCCCCAAAACGUAUUGUCAGGGAGAGUGUACUGAAUUGAGUGGCCCUUUUAUUUCUCUUCAUGCUUCCUGUCCUCCUAUUCGGCCCUCUAUGUUCAUGAGAUCAGAAGACAGAUACUUAAUAAAUUAGUGAGCAUUACAUGUUUUUUGAAAUACUGUCUAGCAGACACACAGGCUAUUUUAAAUGGUUUCUCCUUUCACACAUGAUUCGUCUUUGCCAAUUGGAACAGAAAUGUUUUGUCAAUCACUAUUUGUCUUGAUUUGUUUUUUUAUGAAGUGGAACUAGCGUGUCAUUUGAGAAGUGCCCAUUGAUGUCAGCAAAACCUACAGUUAUUCCCAGGUCUUGUCUUUUUUAUAAUUUAUUGAAAGGGAGAAAAAAUGUCUAAUCUAGACUUCUGUUUCAACAAAUAAUCCCACAGCAAAUGUUUGAGAUAUCUUUUUUUUUUUUUUUUAAAGAAAAUCUUUGCGGUUUCAGAAAAAGACCUUUGACAUUCAUUUUACUACACACCAUUGCUGCUUUUGUUCAUGUUCGGGCUACUGUUCACUCAUUGAGUAUAAAACUAAGUGCUCCUCAAUGUUUGUUUCCUUUUUAUGAACUUUAUUAUCACUUGUUUUAUACAUGUAUCUCUCUCUCUCUCUCUUCACUCUUUUUAUAUCUUCUCUCACGCUUGCUCUCCUCUCUGUGUUGUAACAUCUGUUGACAUAAUGGGCUCAGAUUUCAAGCAUGAGUAGAUAGUGUCACCAUGCAGCAGCUCUGGCUGGCUACGACAGCCCGAAGAGGAAAGGCAUGCUGCUUGGACACUGAGAGAGACUGAACUGUAAUGGUGCUGAGAGAAGACAGGGGCAGAGGGUAAUGUUCAGUGGCACAAAAAGCUCAAGCUGCCAUGUAAAUGGAUCACUUGGCCUAUUUCUCCAAUUCUUUUCAUUGUGACUGUCCACAGUGUGCUGUUUUCUGAGCAUUUUCUUCAGGAUUUUCCAGGGUUUUCUCUUCAACACUAAGACUUUGCAUUGAAUUAGGUUUUGAAAAAGUGGGACACCCUCGCUUAUAUAAAUGCUUUUUUAUAUAUAUAAUUACCACUUUUCCUGAAGCACAAAUCACUGAAAUGAAAAUGUUAAAUCAAUAAUUGCAACCAAAUGAAAUUAAAAUCAAUCUAUUAAACAUGUUGAAGGUGAA
Molecule: messenger RNA, 2918 nt
Organism: Centropristis striata (black sea bass)
Lineage: Eukaryota; Metazoa; Chordata; Actinopteri; Perciformes; Serranidae
Gene: slc25a51b
Product: solute carrier family 25 member 51b
Exons: 2
Coding region: 258-1193 (311 amino acids)
Source: RefSeq, a predicted model, not a curated record